GUUCAUUUCCUCAACCUCUUUAUCCACCGCAAAGCCUUGCAGCUGCCUUGAGGCCACUCCUUACUGGCGAUCGACUUCGUCGACGUCAGCGACUACAUUGACGACGAUCUAGUUAAUAAUUAGCUCGACACCGACUUCAACGACGACCGUGUGCAGUGUUAUUGGCCACUGUCAGCCACACUUACAACGAAAUAACUUCUUUUCACCCAGUGAUAGUGGGUCCUAAAAGCUUCACAGGACAGCCCAAACAUCAUUCCUGCCAAUUAAACAGUUCGAUCUAUCAGCUCAUCUCUUGGCAUCCUGCUAAGUGAUGUACGCCCACGCCCAGUCGCGACCCAACUCGUUCUAUGCUGUGGAUGAUGGCGCAGUCCAACCAGAUUAUCCCCCAGAGCCAACCCGCCGUCCUCGCCAGUCCCGUUCACAAGGCCCCCAAAAUCAAUACCAGUCCCCACAACAGCCCAUAGAUCCAGAUUAUGACCCCGACGAUGACCAACCCUUGGGACUCGCCGGUCAACCAUUAGAUGCUGCGGAUGAGUUUUAUGGAGCCCAUCAGAAUGGCAGCACCCCCUUUCCACCCCAACAGUCUCAUUCUCAAUCACCAUUGUCCCAGGGUCCCCUUCUAGAUCACUCUCACCUCCGCCCGGGAAACCAAGCCUCCCUCCUUUCUUAUGAGCGUACCCUCGAGUUAUAUCGCGCAAAUGCAAAGAAAACACAGGAUCCAGACAUCCAGUUCGAGUUUGCAGUAUUCAUGAUCGACGCCUCUAAAUCUUUUCCCAUCCCCUCCCCCACCCCCGGCAAUGUCAUGGAGAUCGAAAAGGCAAUUGAGAAGCGUGACAAUCUCGUGCAUGAAGCCACUGGUCUACUCAAACGUCUUGCCGACCGGGGACACCCAGCAUCGCAAUACUUCCUUGCAGACUGCUACGCCAAUGGUCUAGGCACUUACAAGAGCAGGCAAGACUUCGACCGGGCGUACCCACUAUUUGUGCUCGCAGCAAAGCACGGGCAUCCAGAUGCUGCAUACCGUGCAGGAACUUGCUGCGAGAAUGGAUGGGGCUGCAGGCGCGAAUCUGCCAAAGCUCUCCAAUUCUUCCGUAAAGCUGGCGCAGCGCUCCACCCCGGUGCCAUGUACCGGCUCGGUAUAGCUGAACUUAAUGGCGAGCUCGGACUCUCAAAACGGCCGCGCGAGGGCGUCAAAUGGCUGAAACGCUCCGCGGAGCACGCCACGGCUGAGUUCCCGCAUGCCCUUCAUGAACUUGCCCUACUGCACGAACGGGGUAUAGACAACGUCGUAUUUGUUGACGUGGAGUAUACCGUGGAACUACUCGCCCAGGCGGCCGAGCUUGGGUAUGCACCCAGUGCUUACCGGUUGGGGGAAUGCUAUGAGUAUGGGAAAUUGGGUUGUCCCCAGGAUCCCGCCUUGUCAAUUCAUUAUUAUAACAUUGCAGCGCAGCAGAGUCAUCGUGACGCAUGCUUCGCGCUCACGGCCUGGUACCUAGUCGGCUCACCCGGUGUACUGCCUCAGUCUGAUACUGAAGCAUAUCUCUGGGCACGCAAAGCAGCUGAUGCUGGGCUUGCAAAGGCGAUGUACGCUGUCGGGUACUUCCUGGAGGUAGGAAUUGGUACGGCACCAGACGCGCAAGAUGCGAUGACGUAUUUCAAGAAAGCGGCAGAACUGGGUGAUAAACGCGCGCAACAACGGCUCAAGGGCCCACCCAUCGGACAACAAGGCGGGGCCAUGCGAGACGUAUCUGAUGCCAAGAACGCAGCCGCCAACAAGGACUGCAUAAUCAUGUAGACUCGCCUUAUCCACUUACAGCCUGUUUAUGUCGCGGGGAAUCUGCUUAAUUGUCGAUGUGUACACAGACGAUGGACUCGGAUUAUACUGGACUGUUCGUUACAUUUCAUAUUGCCCCAUUUUCUACGUUCAUCUCAUCUACUACGCCAUUUACCCUACUUUCAUUAACCAUGGCACAUCCCUGCGUUCAUUUCGUCUGUGGGAUCUCCCAUUUUCCUGACUUGCAUACAUAGAUACCCGUAUGGUAGCGAAUGAAAUCUGAAAGGUGGUAAUACUUACU
Suillus paluster is the source of this 2075-nucleotide messenger RNA. RefSeq lists its product as uncharacterized. The coding region runs from base 311 to 1795 and encodes 494 amino acids. NCBI's taxonomy places the organism in Eukaryota, Fungi, Basidiomycota, Agaricomycetes, Boletales, Suillaceae. The record is from RefSeq and is a predicted model, not a curated record. Gene Ontology annotation, molecular function: protein binding. The transcript has 4 exons.